Molecule: messenger RNA, 807 nt
Organism: Schistocerca americana (American grasshopper)
Lineage: Eukaryota; Metazoa; Arthropoda; Insecta; Orthoptera; Acrididae
Exons: 2
Coding region: 1-807 (268 amino acids)
Source: RefSeq, a predicted model, not a curated record
AUGACUCCUUUUUCUGGGAGGUGUGGUUUCACUCAGUAUGUUCUUUCUAAGCCUAAUCCACUGGGGUUAAAAAAUUUUAUUCUUGCUUCUAAUGACGGACUGCUCUGGGAUUUCUGUAUUUAUGUUGGGAAGGGUAAUGUACCAGAAGAUGAUCUGAAGACCCUGGGAUUGGUCGGAGCUGUUGUAAAACUAUUGUCAUUAACUCUCCCUCAAGAUGGCUCUCAUGUAAUUUACACAGAUAGAUUCUUUACAAGUGUUACAAGUGCAGAAAUGUUGUUGGAGAAGAGCAUUUUCCUGACAGGAACAGUUAUGAGAACUAGAAUUGCUCCAGCUGCUUCAAAACUGAGCGAUGAUAAGUGCCUAAAAAGAGGUGAAUGGUGUGAGAUUGUAAGGGAAAAUGGUAAACUUUGUGUUGUCAAAUGGAAAGACUAUAAAUGUGUGACAUUACUUUCCUCUUGCACUGGUAGCAAUCCUGUGGGCACAUGUAAAAGAUGCUCCAAGAAAGAUGGGCAGAAGAUUGAUGUCCCCUGCCCAGCUGUAGUACAAGCACACCAUCAAAUGAUUGGAGAUUUGAAUAAAAAGGAUCAGAUAUCUUUGAUUGCUUUUCGACUACAUCUAGCCAUGUCACUUAUGAAAUCUCAGGAACUGUGUAAUAUCAGUAAGCAGCCACUGACAACACGUAGUGAAAUUGAUGAAGAAAGUUCCACAGAUGAGGAACAGUUUACACCAAUGCCAAAAUACAGGAAAGUUGUAAGUCAACCCAUUCGUGAAGUAAGGUAUGAUCAAGUAGGGCAUUAUCCUGUAUAG